Molecule: messenger RNA, 3905 nt
Organism: Punica granatum (pomegranate)
Lineage: Eukaryota; Viridiplantae; Streptophyta; Magnoliopsida; Myrtales; Lythraceae
Source: RefSeq, a predicted model, not a curated record
CUCUGGAAACCCUAACAUCUUCCAUAUCCGGUGUUCUUUGAUCCUUCAUGUCCUGCAAAUAAUCUCCACAUGAGCUGCAGGGAGAAGAAGCAGCUGCAUUAGUAUCUCGUCGCUCGUCUCCCGGCUUCUCCCUUAUCGACAUGAGCCGAGAGAAGCUCAAGGUUGUUGAUAACUCGUUCUGCUCUCGCUCCAUUUCCAUCCUGCUCCCUGCCAUCCUUGUCCUUUGUCUAUCCCGAUGCGCAACCUGCGCCGACGAGGAAGGUGGCGGCACCUCCUCCAACCCCGCCACGAACCAGCUCUUCACGCAGCUUGUCUACGACAGCCUCUACAACUUCACCUCCAUUUUCCGAGCCGAUAUCCAGAAAAACUUUGGAUUCUGCAUCCAAGACAUCGAUGCAGAUUGGAAUGGAGCGUUCAAUUUCUCUUCGAACACAGGUUUCUUGACUGCUUGCGCUCAGAGAAUGAAAGGGGACGUGAUGCGUCGAGUAUGCACAGCGGCAGAAAUAAAAUUCUACUUCAACAGCUUCUUUGGUUCAGCCAAGAGGUCCAGUAAUUAUCUAAAGCCCAACAAGAACUGCAACCUCACCUCAUGGGUCCAGGGAUGCGAGCCGGGUUGGGCCUGCAGCGUGGGCGAUGGGCAGAAGGCCGACAUCAGGAACUCCAAGGACGUCCCCACCCGGACCGAGGACUGUACCACCUGUUGUGAAGGCUUCUUCUGCCCCCACGGGAUCACUUGCAUGAUCCCUUGCCCCUUAGGUUCUUACUGCCCCAUGGCGAAACUCAACAAGGCUACUGGUAUUUGCGAACCGUACAAGUACCAAUUACCGCCUGGGCAGCCGAACCACACGUGCGGGGGAGCAGACGUGUGGGCGGAUGUGGGUAGUAGCAGUGAGGUAUUCUGCUCGGCAGGAUCAUACUGUCCCUCUACUGUCCAAAAAAUUUCUUGCAGUAAGGGGCACUAUUGCAGGACUGGUUCCACUAAUGAACAGACUUGUUUCCAGUUUGCAAAGUGCGAACCAAUAUCGGCGAAUCAAAAUAUUACAGCUUAUGGCCUCAUGCUUUUCCUGGGAUUAGGCGUUCUUCUUGUUGUGAUAUAUAACUGUUCCGAUCAAGUUCUUGCCACCAGAGAAAGAAGGCAGGCGAAAUCCCGAGAAAAGGCCGUGAGAAGUGUGAGAGAGACUGCCCAGGCUCGGGAGAAAUGGAAGUCUGCUAGAGAUAUAGCGAAGAAGCAUGCAAUUGGGCUCCAGACACAGUUGUCCCGGACAUUCUCCAAGAGGAAAUCCACAAGGGGCCCUGAGUUUUUGAGAGGCCUCAGUCAGGCAAAGCCUGGUAGUGACGCUGCCUUACCACCAAUGCCAGGUGGGGCCGAAACUUCCAAGGGGAAGAAGAAGGAUAAGGAGAAGAGCAACCUCACCAAGAUGCUGCAAGAGAUCGAGGACGAUCCAGAGAGCCACCAGGGGUUUAACUUGGAGAUUGGAGAUAAGAAUUUAAAGAAGAAUGCGCCGAAGGGAAAGCAACUUCACACACAAAGUCAGAUAUUCAAGUAUGCCUAUAACCAGAUCGAGAGGGAGAAGGCUAUGCAGGAGCAAAAUAAGAACCUAACCUUCUCAGGUGUGAUCUCAAUGGCAACUGAUGUCGAAAUUCAGAAGAGGCCUACUAUAGAGGUUGCAUUCAAGGACUUGACCCUUACCCUGAGGGGGAAGCAUAAGCGUCUUUUACGAUGUGUGACUGGGAAGAUAUCGCCUGGUCGAGUUUCAGCUGUUAUGGGCCCAUCCGGGGCAGGGAAGACAACGUUCCUCUCUGCCUUGGCUGGGAAAGCAACGGGAUGCACGAUGGAGGGUACAAUCCUUAUAAAUGGAAAGGUGGAAUCAAUCCAUUCAUACAAGAAAAUUAUAGGUUUCGUGCCACAAGAUGAUAUCGUGCACGGAAACUUAACUGUGGAGGAAAAUCUUUGGUUCAGUGCCAGAUGCAGAUUGUCUGCUGAUCUACCUAAGCCCGAGAAGGUUCUAGUUGUUGAGAGGGUUAUCGAAUCCCUAGGCCUCCAGGCGGUUCGUGAUUCUCUAGUCGGGACAGUCGAGAGGCGAGGGAUUUCAGGAGGGCAAAGGAAACGUGUGAAUGUUGGUUUGGAAAUGGUCAUGGAGCCUUCGCUUCUGAUAUUAGAUGAACCGACUUCGGGUUUGGACAGUUCGUCUUCCCAGUUGUUGCUCAGAGCACUCCGACGUGAAGCCCUCGAAGGGGUUAACAUCUGUAUGGUCGUGCAUCAACCGAGUUACACCCUAUACAAAAUGUUUGAUGAUCUAAUACUUUUAGCGAAAGGAGGCCUCACGGUUUACCAUGGUCCCGUGAAGAAAGUUGAGGAGUACUUCUCAGGCCUUGGAAUUGUUGUACCUGAGAGAAUCAACCCUCCAGACCACUACAUUGAUAUACUAGAGGGCAUACUCAAGCUAAACACGAGCACGGGGUUGAACUACAGACAACUUCCCGUCCGGUGGAUGCUCCAUAAUGGUUAUCCCGUCCCACCCGACAUGCUCAAGCUCAUAGAUGGGGCUUCAUCUCAAGCAGGAGAAGGUUCUGCUCAUGGAGGCAAUAACGCUGAAGGGGCUGCUGAAGAACCCUCCUUUGCAGGAGACCUGUGGCGAGAUGUGAAGUGUAAAGUCGAGUUGAAGAAGGAUAAUUUACAUCAUAACUUCUUGAGGUCAAAAGACUUAUCCGAUCGGUUAACUCCCAGUGUGCUUCAACAAUACAAGUACUUCCUCGGAAGAGUCGGUAAGCAGAGGUUACGAGAGGCAAGGAUCCAAGCAGUAGAUUACUUGAUUCUGUUGUUGGCAGGAGUCUGUUUAGGAACGCUCGCUAAAGUGAGCGACGAGACCUUUGGGGCCCUCGGUUACACUUACACAGUUAUCGCAGUUUCCUUGCUUUGCAAGAUUGCAGCUUUGAGAUCGUUUUCACUUGACAAGUUACAGCACUGGAGAGAGAGCGCUUCAGGGAUGAGCAGCCUCGCUUACUUCCUGGCCAAGGACACAAUCGACCAUUUCAACACAAUCAUAAAACCUCUGGUCUAUCUCUCCAUGUUUUACUUCUUCAAUAAUCCCCGAUCAUCCUUUGGGGACAACUACGUAGUUUUGCUCUGUCUCGUGUACUGCGUGACCGGGAUUGCCUAUGCGUUCGCAAUAUUUUUUGAGCCCGGUCCUGCACAACUGUGGUCGGUCCUUCUACCAGUCGUUUUGACUCUCAUAGCAACGCGCAAUAGCCAUAAUGAUUUCGUGGAGGUGAUCGGCAACAUAUGCUACCCAAAGUGGGCACUCGAAGCGUUCGUAAUCGCAAAUGCUAAGAGAUACUCUGGAGUGUGGUUGAUUACUCGAUGCGGGUCCCUGAUGGCUAGUGGUUACGAUCUCAACAACUGGGCUCUCUGUUUAAUCUUCCUUGUCCUCACCGGAAUGGUGAGCCGCUGCAUUGCCUUCAUCUGCAUGAUCCUCUCCCAGAAGAAAUAGAUUCUGUUGAUGAUGUCAGAUUCCGGUAAAAGACUUGGGGAUCAAACUCGAGCCCUCGUGGCACUUCAAAGAACUCUGAAAGCAGCUGAUGCCGGUCACUGAGAUGAUAAAAGGGCUCCCAAGAAUCCCAAUACAUCGGGCCAUUUCUUGAUAAGCAAACGUUAAGGCCCUAUGGAGCUUCUUUUCUUCUAAGCUUUGUCCGAAUGAUCUUAGUUAUACACGUAUCAUCUGUCGGCUAAUGUGAUAUGCAUCGGCAGGAUUCUGUACAAAAAUAGGAAAUCUACAGAGAAGAUUUUAGCACACCUCUUUUUUUGCAGGCAAAGAGCCUUCGAGAAUUUGAAAUUUUGAUGAAUGCAUUGAUUUGACUAAUUUUCCAGGUUGUAACUAUGCCAUUAGUCAAGGAUUUGAUUAUUA